Lactuca sativa (garden lettuce) is the source of this 2388-nucleotide messenger RNA. Its product is annotated as wall-associated receptor kinase-like 2. Gene Ontology annotation, molecular function: ATP binding; polysaccharide binding; protein serine/threonine kinase activity. Lineage: Eukaryota; Viridiplantae; Streptophyta; Magnoliopsida; Asterales; Asteraceae. Gene Ontology annotation, cellular component: plasma membrane. The record is from RefSeq and is a predicted model, not a curated record. Gene Ontology annotation, biological process: protein phosphorylation; cell surface receptor signaling pathway.
AUCAAAUCACGCGGCAUUUUUGACCAAGUAACUGCGUACCAUUUUCAUUCAUCCUUAGAUAUGUUCAUCCUCCAUUGUACACUCGCUGCCAUCAUUCCACCUUGUUAACAAAAAUGAAGCAACUUCAAGUUUUUCAUAUUGUUAUCUCGAUCUUAUUAACAGCAGCAUCAACAGAAGCUCUUGAUUACGCCAAGACAGGAUGCAAAGAUAUUUGUGGGGCAAUGCAGAUUCCAUUCCCUUUUGGGAUUGGACCAAACUGUUCUGUGAACGAAUGGUAUGCUAUUGAUUGCAACUCUUCAAAACCAUAUCUAUCCGCAUUCCACAACCUGGAGGUGUUGAGUGUGAGGUUGAAAGAACAAAUAGUCACAGUUAAGGUCCCAAAAAUCUCUGGUUGCCAGAAUCCAUUGCAGAAUAACACUGAUCUUAUCCCAAGUGUCGACCUUGGUGAGAGCCCCUUCCUAUUUUCCAAAACUCAUAACGUAUUCAUCGUUGAGGGGUGUGGUCAUGCUGCUAUCUUGGAUGAUCAGAACCAUUUCACUGGAUGUUCAACCACUUGCCUCAAUGAAUCAAUCAGUGAAGAAAAAAAUUAUUCUGGCAUCAGUUGUCAAACUACAAUUCCUCAUUAUUUACAGUCCUACACUGUGGAUCUUUCGCGUUUACAAAGGCUUGAUGGAGGUGGACAUUGUGGGUCUGCCUUUUUGGUGGAUGAAACAUAUGUUGACUAUUGGUAUGAAGAUUAUGGUGUCAACAAUAAGUCUUUUAUUCCAAUAUCACUUAUGUGGACCCUAAAAAACGAUGAAAUACCAAAUUGUUGGGAAGGAAAUUUCAGGAGACCAUCGCUGGAUUUGGGUAACGGUAGUAAUGUGUAUUAUAUGAAGUGCUACUGUGGUUUUGGACGAGAAGGAAACCCUUAUUUGUACAAUCAAUGCCAAGAAUCUAAAAGGUGUAAAGAGUGUCGGGAUUCUGGACGAAUCUGCCAGUAUGACGAAGGAUAUGCUGAUGAUUUAGAUUACCGGGGGAAUUUCUUUUGUGUUUAUCCAUCGGUAUAUAGUACCCAAGAUCUUGCAAGAAGCAAAUCACCAAUAGGUGUUAUUCUAGGUACUAGCAUAUCCAUAGGGUUGAUCUUCCUAGCAAAGAUCAUCUUCGAGUUGUACAAACUAAUCAAUAAAAUAAAAACCAAGAGACGGAGAGAGAAGUUUUUUAAACACAAUGGUGGCCUACUUCUUAAACAACGAGAAGCAACUGACACUAGUUUAGUUGAUAAAACGAUACUUUUCACCUCUACUGAGUUGGAGAAGGCUACUAACCAUUUUGAUGAUAACAGAAUUCUUGGUCGAGGGGGUCAAGGCACAGUGUAUAAAGGCAUGUUAUCAGAUGGAAGGAUUGUGGCAGUUAAGAAAUCAAAAGUUGUUGAUGAGAGCCAACUAGAGCAAUUCAUCAAUGAAGUUGUCAUUCUUUCACAAGUUAAUCAUAGGAAUGUUGUCAAACUAUUGGGAUGUUGCCUUGAGACAGAGGUUCCUAUACUUGUCUCUGAAUUCAUCCCAAAUGGCACAUUGUAUGAACUUAUACAAGACCAUACUAAUGAGUUCCCACUUUCUUUGAACUUGAGAUUACAAAUUGCUGCAGAGGUAGCUGCGGCACUAUCUUACUUACAUUCUGAAACUUCUAUUCCAAUCUAUCAUAGGGAUGUAAAGACCACUAAUAUACUUAUGGAUGAAACAUAUAGAGCCAAGGUUUCUGAUUUUGGUACAUCAAGGUUGGUAUCAAUAGAUCAAACUCACUUAACGACCUUAGUCAAAGGAACAUUUGGUUAUUUGGAUCCAGAGUACUUCCAAUCUAGUCAGUUCACCGAAAAGAGUGAUGUCUAUAGCUUUGGAGUUGUUUUGCUAGAACUUUUGACAAGAGAAAAGCCAAUUUCAUUUACAAGAUUUGGUGAAAAUAGAAAUUUAGCUACACACUUUAUGCUGGCCAUGGAAAAAGGCCAUGUGAUGUCUAUUUUUGAUGCAAUGGUUGUGAAGGAGGGUUCUAGGGAUGAGCUCUUGGCCAUAGCUAACUUAGCAAGUCGAUGCUUGGAUGCUAAAGGAAGAAACAGACCAACAAUGAAGGAAGUAGCCAUGGCGUUGGAAGGUAUGAGAACAUCACAUGUGCCGUCAACUGUUCAAAUGAAUUUUGGAAAAGUGAACUCUAGCACAAAUAUAUUUAUGCUACCAAAUGAUGUGUCAACGUCAACAACAAUUAAUUUCAGAGAAAGCAUUAGUAAAUGAUGAGGUAAUUUGUAAGUUUAUGAAUAGUAGUAUGUGUUAAUUUCUCGGAUGGUUAUGUGUUUAUCGAUAAGUUAUUAAAGUUAAAAUUUAUCAGUUAUUAAAGUUAAAAAGUAUGUUCUCUUUC